Molecule: messenger RNA, 1512 nt
Organism: Grus americana (Whooping crane)
Lineage: Eukaryota; Metazoa; Chordata; Aves; Gruiformes; Gruidae
Product: tyrosine-protein phosphatase non-receptor type substrate 1-like
Exons: 6
Coding region: 195-1367 (390 amino acids)
Cellular component (GO): plasma membrane
Source: RefSeq, a predicted model, not a curated record
CUGCGGUCUGGCCACGCGUGGGGGAGCGUGCCGGAUCGGAGCCCCUCCCCGUGGCUGCCCGGUGCCCGUGGCACGCAUCCGCAGAGGGAGCGGGACUGACACGGCUGGAGAGGACCGGCGUCGUGAUAGAGAGACCAGCGCUCUGCUGAGCUGAGCUGAGCUGAGCCAUCAGAGAGCAGGACUCUGGAAUCACCAUGGCUCUGGUGCUGCUUCUCACCGGCCUGAUGCUGCUCCUGCUCCGCAGAGCCCCAGGUGCGGGUGCCCAGGCGGUUCAGGACUUCACGCUGGAGCAGCCCCAGGACAACGUGGUGGUGACAGCGGGACAGAUGCUCACCCUGAACUGCACCACCAAAACCAAUUCCAUCCCCGGCCCUGUGAAGUGGCUGAAGGGCUGGGGCACUGGGAAUGAGACCAUCUAUGACCAGACGGGAUUCUUCCCCCACGUGACGAGGGCAGUGAAUGAGUCCAACACGGACUUGACCAUCCACAUCAGGGAUGUUCGACCCGAGGAUGCUGGCACCUAUUACUGCGUGAAGUUCCGCAGAUCUCUGGAUGGUGAUGAGCCGUAUCUGCGUGGAAAGGGCACGGUGGUGUCUGUACGUGCCAAACCCACCCACCCGGUCGUGUCUGGGCCCGGCCACAGAGAGAAGCCAGGGCAGUCAGUGCCUUUCACCUGCACAGCUGGAGGGUUCUUCCCCAAGGACAUCGAUGUGAAAUGGCUGAAGGACGAGGCCCAGAUCUCAGCUCAGCAGCCCCAGAUCACCCUUGGGCAGACAAAUUCCUCCUACAACAUGGCCAGCACCGUGACGGUGACGCUGCAGAAGGACGAUGUCCGCUCACGGCUGGUCUGCGAGGUGAAGCACCCCGUGCUGACGGCCCCGCUGAGGGGGACGUACCAGCUCGGGCAAGCCCUGCGAGUCUCCCCCAGCAUCCGCCUGCUCCCUGACCCGCCGAGCCCUGUGGAGGUGAACAAGACCAUGAGCUUCACCUGCCACGUGAAAGGGUUUUACCCAGGAAACGUGACCGUCACCUGGCUGGAGAAUGGGACGCAGAUGAAGGAGGAAAACAUCUCCCGGCCAGAGGAGCCCCCCUCGGGCUUGUUUGAGCUGAGGAGCCAGCUGGAGGUCCAAGCAACGGAGGAGAAGAACGGGUCCGUGUUGACCUGCCGGGUGGUGCACGAUGCCCAGGCCCCUGAUGACAGGAUAACCACCCUGCGGAUCGUCGCCCCGGCCAGGGAGGGGCUGAGCGACCGGUCCCAGUCAGGUGUGAGCGUCCUGUCCAGCCCCGGCCUGUGGCUUGGCAUCCUGCUGGAGAAGGGGCUCCUGGGCGGCCUCCUCAUCUUCCUCUUCAAGCGCGGGAGGGCAUGAGGAGGGAAACACCGGGGCCGCAGCCCCAUCUUGCUCCAUGUCAGCCCGCGGUUUGUCCGGUCACAGCGCUGGGAGUGGGUCCCAGGGGCUGGGUUGCCGCCAGUUUUGUCACGCGUAGCUGGAAAUAAACAGGCUGGGAUGCACA